Messenger RNA from Lecanosticta acicola, 1041 nucleotides. The record is from the annotation of a GenBank genome assembly. NCBI's taxonomy places the organism in Eukaryota, Fungi, Ascomycota, Dothideomycetes, Mycosphaerellales, Mycosphaerellaceae.
AUGCGCACUGCUCUUACCGUCGCGGCCUUCGCCGUCGGCGCUCUUGCCGUUCCGUACAACAAGCGUGACGUUGUCACCAACGUGAACGUCGUCUACAAGACCCAAGUUGUCACCGUCACUGCUGGUCAGGAGUACUCCCCGGUCCCCAAGGUUCCUCAGCACUAUGGCCACCACAACUGGGCCACCAGCUCCGUCGAGUCUGUCACCACCACCACCGAGGCCCCGGCCACCUACGUCGCUCCAUCGUCAACGUCAACCUCAACCUCAACCACCGCUCCUGUCACCUCCUCUGCGCCAGCAUACACCGCGCCAGCAUAUACCGCGCCAGCGAGCUCUUCGUCAUCUUCGUCUUCUUCGUCUUCUUCAUCUUCUUCGUCGAGCUCCGCUGCGGCUGCUCCAACCUCGUACCAGGAGAUCACCAUCUACCACCACAACCUCCACCGCGCCAACCACUCUGCUCCUGAUAUCGAGUGGGACGAUGAUCUUGCCUCAUCUGCCCAGACCAUUGCCGAGAGCUGCGUCUACGCGCACAAUACGUAAGUGAACUUUACAGGAAUUCAGAAAUGAGAGAGUUUGGGAACGAACUGACUUGGAGUAGCGACGUGAACGGUGGCGGCUACGGCCAGAACAUCGCGGCUGGUGUCGAGGGCAAUAACAUCUCCGCCAUCAUUACCGACCUCUUCUACAACGGCGAGGAGCCGUUGUACUCGGGCAACUAUGGUCAAGCCAACCCGGACAUGUCUCUCUUCGAAAAGUGGGGUCACUUUUCUCAGAUCGUGUGGAAGAACACCACCCACGUCGGAUGCUACACUCAGCACUGCCCCAACGGUCUCGGAAAUGUUGGCAGCGACGUCUCUCCAUACUUCACCGUCUGCAACUACAAGUCUCCUGGUAAGCAAGAUCCAUGCGAUGCGGAAAAUGUCCAGUUGCUAACUCUAAUUCGCAGGCAACUUUGGUGGAGAGUACGGCGACAACGUGCUUGAGCCCCUCGGCCAUGCAAGCUGCGACUGGAGCACGGGCCUCAGUGCGAGCUCUUACUAG